Molecule: messenger RNA, 1221 nt
Organism: Cryptomeria japonica (Japanese cedar)
Lineage: Eukaryota; Viridiplantae; Streptophyta; Pinopsida; Cupressales; Cupressaceae
Product: probable CCR4-associated factor 1 homolog 7
Exons: 1
Coding region: 49-849 (266 amino acids)
Cellular component (GO): CCR4-NOT complex; CCR4-NOT core complex; P-body
Molecular function (GO): poly(A)-specific ribonuclease activity; nucleic acid binding
Source: RefSeq, a predicted model, not a curated record
CAAGCAAGAUUUCAACUUUGAAUUGUGUGCGUGAUAGUGGAGGCGAAUAUGGAUUCAGUUUCCAUACGGGAGGUGUGGGCAUAUAACCUGGAUGAAGAAUUUGAGCUGAUCAGAGAAGUGGUACAUCAAUACCCAUAUGUUGCCAUUGAUACAGAGUUCCCUGGGGUUGUGAUAAAGCCAAACGGGAGAUUCAGUAGCAGAGCAGAGUACAAUUAUCACACCAUGAAAGCCAAUGUGGAUAACCUUAAACUUAUCCAGUUGGGCCUCACUUUCUCAGAUGAGGAAGGAAACCUGCCAGACUGUGGCACAGGUCACCACUGUGUUUGGCAAUUCAAUCUCAGGGAAUUUAACCCAAAUCAAGACAUCCAUGCCCCUGAUUCAGUCGAGCUUUUGAGACGUAGUGGUAUUGAUUUCAGGAAAAAUAACAAACUGGGAAUACAUUCAAAUCGUUUUGCUCAGCUUCUGAUUUCAUCAGGCAUAGUUUUGAAUGAGAAUAUCAGAUGGGUUGUGUUUCAUGGUGCUUAUGAUUUUGGGUACCUGAUAAAACUUCUCAUUUGCAACAAGCUACCCAAUGCCCAAGAGGGAUUUUUCAGUCUGAUGAAAUUGUAUUUCCCAAGUGUGUAUGAUGUGAAGCAUAUGAUCAUAUUUUGUGAUGGACUGUAUGGAGGUCUUAACAGAGUUGCUGAGCUGCUUAAAGUGGAAAGAAUUGGAAUAUGCCACCAGUCAGGGCCUGAUAGCCUCCUUGCUUGCUCUGUUUUCAUGAAAUUGAAAGAGGGGUUUCCCAAGACAUCCAUGGACAAGUAUACAAAUAUCCUCUAUGGAUUGGGUCUGGACAGCUGCAACUACUGAUAUUGCAUAUGGAAUUUGUGUCUAGAGUGCAUGAUGAUUACAAAUAUGGAUAUCAAAGUCAGGUUAUGUCUACAUUAGUUUAACAUCAUUCUUUGUAGGUUUCUGAGUUGAGUGGAAAGGAUAAAUUGUUCAAUUGUAGUUUACGCCGAAGCCGUAUCUUUUACUGGAAAGGGGCGAGCUAAUUUUGCACAUCGGAUUUUUACUACUUUAUUUUAUGGUUCACGGUUCACUGUGUAUUCCUUUUUUUUUGGGUUCGCCUAUAUUUCCCCAUGUGGACUAGAAACUGGUGAAUGAAACAUUUCGUUUCAAAUUUGUCUCGCUUUAUUUUUUGACUUGUGCACUAAUACUAAUAGGAAUUUAUGCAUUAAAAAU